AGGCACACAUACGAAAGUAGAAGAAUCAUCGAGUAACCGUUGUGCUUGUUAUCUGUUAAAUAAUAUCUCUCUUUCUAAAUCAGCAAAAAGCAUAAAAAGACAAUUUAAUCAACAUUGAAAACAAUCAUCAUCUAAAUACAAAAUAUAAAUAAAGAAUUAAGCAUGUUUGCGGUCUCACGUACCAGUUGACCAUCCACAUUUAUAAAUGAGUUCAUCUAUCGAUGUGGGAUUUUUUAAUUGAUACAAAUGAUAACUUUGUGGCGAUUGUUUGAAUAUAGCCAAUUGUACUUGAAAUUUGCUCUGAAAUGAAAUAUACGGCAGGUUGAAAUAGAGGGUAACAAUACCAAGAAAAAAACAACAUACAAGUAAGGACAAACGUCUUAUGCACAUAAUGGAAGUGUAUUAUGUGAGUGAACUGUUUUCUUCUAUUUUUAUUCUGAACACUGCGUAUCACAUUACUCGUUCUUUUUAUUUCAAACUAUUCUCUAUAUCUCUCUGCCAAAAGGAAUCGUUUCGUCUACGAACACUCGUUUCGUCUACGAACACUCGUUUCGUCUACGAACACUCGUUUCGUCUACGAACACUCGUUUCGUCUACGAACACUCGUUUCGUCUACGAACACUCGUUUCGUCUACGAACACUCGUUUCGUCUACGAACACUCNCACUCGUUUCGUCUACGAACACUCGUUUCGUCUACGAACACUCGUUUCGUCUACGAACACUCGUUUCGUCUACGAACACUCGUUUCGUCUACGAACACUUCUCCCAAUCAUCAAACAUUUUCGAACGUGUAUAUCAUCUAUGUUCAAACAAAUGAACGCAAUAGCACCGAUUACAACAUCAAGAAAAUAUUUCAGCUUCCUCAAUGAAUAAUAAUAUCGAAAAUUUAUGUAAAUGGUACCUAGGUUCAAGAAAUUACUCAAAAUGUUUACAUUUAGGUAUGUUUCAUGAUGAUUUUAUUUUGUUGCUAUAACUUUUUACGUAUUUUUAUUUAGAUAGUGGUCUCUGUAAUAUAUUAGACCUUUAUUGCAUUAAAGAACGAACAAUUCAAGAUAUCAUUGCUGAACAAAACAUCGAUUCAAUUCGUAUUCUAGAAUCUCCUGAACUAUUACCAAUUAAAAUAUCUGAAUUAUUCAUAAAAGAAAAUAAUUAUAUAAUUCCAAAUGAUGUUAUUGAUGUUCGAUCAUUAAUGAGUAAUUAUGAGCAUGCACACUGGUUUAAAUUAUAA
Molecule: messenger RNA, 1229 nt
Organism: Didymodactylos carnosus
Lineage: Eukaryota; Metazoa; Rotifera; Eurotatoria; Philodinida; Philodinidae
Source: the annotation of a GenBank genome assembly